AUGAGUGCACUCACUCUAUUCACAGACGGGGACUGGGCGUUGUUCUUCGCUGCCCAGGGCGGCUUCCUCGACAUCGUCACCAUCUUGCUCGAUAAUGGCGCCAAAAUCAACCAGGCCUCGAAGGACGGCGGAACUGCGCUCAUCGUGGCAGCGCAGUGCGGUCACCUGGACGUUGUGACCGAGCUGCUGCGACGCAACGCCGACCCCAACAGCGCCAUGAAGGACCGAGCCACCGCGGUCUUCGUCGCAGCACAGAACGGCCACACCAGCGUCGCCAGGACUCUCCUCAACGCCGGGGCCAAGGCCAACGUGAGGCGGUUGGACGGCGCUAGCCCACUGUGGAUUGCGUCACAAAUGGGACAUCAAGGUGUUGUGCGUCUACUACUGAGUCAUGGUGUCAACCCAGAUAUCUGCAGACACGAUGGAGCAACACCUUUGUUCAAGGGCCACAAGGGACAUGUGGAGGUUGUCCAUGAGCUGCUUCCGUAUAAGCCUUGUCUGGGUCUCCUAAGGAAUGGAGAAUCUGCUCUGCAUGCAGCAGCAUUGUAUGGUCAUGUCCGAGUCUUAAAGGCACUGGUGCAAGCAGGUGCUGAUCCCGGCCUCAAGAAUGAUCAGGGUCUUACCCCAAUCCAGAUUGCUGCUCAGGCUCGACACCCAGAGGCCGUCCAGCUACUGAAAGAUGCCCAGUCUAAAAGGAAAGAAGGAGCGCAAACACCACCCAAACAGACAUCACCUGGGCCACGAUCCCCUCGCCUUGUGCAGAGCAUGAGUGGCAAUGUUUACUUCAGGGCUAGGGAGUCAGAGUAG
Messenger RNA from Penaeus monodon (black tiger shrimp), 807 nucleotides. RefSeq names its product ankyrin repeat domain-containing protein 29-like. NCBI's taxonomy places the organism in Eukaryota, Metazoa, Arthropoda, Malacostraca, Decapoda, Penaeidae. The record is from RefSeq and is a predicted model, not a curated record. Gene Ontology annotation, molecular function: protein binding.